Hyla sarda is the source of this 1264-nucleotide messenger RNA. It is a transcript of the gene TMX2, whose product is annotated as thioredoxin related transmembrane protein 2. The coding region runs from base 74 to 940 and encodes 288 amino acids. Gene Ontology annotation, cellular component: membrane-bounded organelle. The transcript has 8 exons. The record is from RefSeq and is a predicted model, not a curated record. Gene Ontology annotation, biological process: brain development. Gene Ontology annotation, molecular function: disulfide oxidoreductase activity. Lineage: Eukaryota; Metazoa; Chordata; Amphibia; Anura; Hylidae.
UGUGAUUGGCUGGCGGUACACGGGGCGCUGUGAUUGGUGGCGGUGUCGCUCCGGGCUCCUGUGUUCUGUCAGCAUGGCGGUGAUCGCUCCGCUGCUCGCUCUGGUGUACGCGGCCCCCGGGCUAUGGCGCUGGGUGUCUCAGCCGUAUUACCUGCUGUCCGCGCUGCUCUCCGUCUCCUUCCUCCUUAUCCGGAAGGUUCCGCCGGUGUGCACAGCCCUGCCGACCCAGCGGGAGGACGGGAACCCCUGUGACUUUGACUGGAGAGAAGUGGAGAUCCUGAUGUUCCUCAGCGCCAUCGUCAUGAUGAAGAAUCGCCGCUGCAUCACCAUUGAACAACAUCUUGGGAACAUCUUCAUGUUCAGUAAAGUCGCCAACACCAUCCUGUUCUUCCGCCUGGAUAUCCGCAUGGGCCUCCUGUACGUCACCCUGUGUCUGGUCUUCCUCAUGACCUGUAAGCCUCCGCUCUAUCUCGGCCCGGAACAUAUCAAGUAUUUCAGUGAUAAAACCAUUGAGGAGGAGAUGCAGUCGGAUCGACGCGUUACGUGGAUUGUAGAAUAUUUCGCGAACUGGUCUUCGGAGUGUCAGUCCUUCGCCCCCAUUUACGCAGAGUUGUCCCUGAAGUAUAACUGCGCCGGACUGAAAUUCGGCAAAGUGGAUAUAGGGCGAUAUCCAGACGUCAGUACCAGGUACAACGUCAGCCCCUCGCCUCUGUCCAAGCAGCUGCCCACGCUCAUCUUGUUUCAGGGCGGCAAGGAGGUAUUGAGGCGACCGCAGGUGGAUAAGAAGGGGCGCGCCGUGUCCUGGAGCUUCACUCAGGAAAACGUCAUCCGGGAAUUCAACCUGAACGAGCUCUACCAGAAAGCCAAGAAAGUGUUCAAGACCCAAGACGAGGCCGAAACCGAGGAGCUUCCUCCCAUAGAGAGCAAGAAGGACCAGUAACUCCGGGGGCCCCUCACCCCCUGCCCCCCCCCCCCCCCAAUACUUAUGUAAAUAGAAUAGAACUAUCGUUCUGCCGCUGACUCCGCCCAUCAUCAUCCUCAUCAGUCAUUUUAGUGAAUGUAAUAGAAGCUUCACCAGUGUCGUUAUAUAUUCCAUUCCUCCCACCGCCACACUAAUUCUGCUAUCUUUGCGGCUGCGCGCAGUCCCCGCCGCCCGGUACCUGUACGCUGGAUCGCGAGGCUCCUCCGGGUAGGUGCACGCGUCAUGGACAUUGCUGAUCAUUUCAUAGGAGAGCCUACAAUAAACCGUUCUUCUUUAACCCUU